UACACAAAAAAAAAAGGAUUACAAAUGAAGUACUAUGGCGGUGACGAUAAUGGUGAUAUUGAUAAUAUCGAUAUUGACACUAAAGAUGUCUCAAUUACUAAUAAUUAUAAAAUUGAUGAAAUUUUGGAUUGGAAUUAUGUCACGUUAAAACAAGCCUGUCCGACGAAGUCACUUAGAAUUUCUACUUUUAGUUAUUUAGAAAAGGCUAUAGAGGUGAUCGCCAUUCGGGAGUAUAUGAAUCAACAUUUGGCGGAAAUUUAUCCUGUUGCUUUUGAUAUUAUUGAAAAAGAAAAGACAAAAUAA
Entrophospora candida is the source of this 303-nucleotide messenger RNA. Lineage: Eukaryota; Fungi; Glomeromycota; Glomeromycetes; Entrophosporales; Entrophosporaceae. The record is from the annotation of a GenBank genome assembly.